AUGAAUUGCGUUGCGUCGCUUGGGGCGCAUUCUUUCACGACAGCAUACCUACUCUUCGUGAUGGGAUGCGUCGCACAGAAGGUGUAUUUUGACUGUGGUGCCAAGGUGGACGUGGUGGAUGUGCAAGGCCUCAUCCUGUCGCCUGGCUUCCCGUACAACUACUCCUCUGGGACACACUGUGUGUGGCAGUUCGUUGUGCCCGCCGACUACCAGCUCAUGCUGGAGAUAUUUGACUUUGACGUGUUUGAAAGCCACGAUUCCGCCGCUCAGUAUUCCGCCGCGUCCAAUUUUGAAGAAAACGAUGAGGAUCUGACGUUCAACCCGGGCAGCUUGGCGGAGGCGACCUCCUCCGAAGAGCCGGCGUCACAAAGCGCCUCCAAGGCUCAGCAGCCCUUCAGAGAUGGGGGGGUCAAACAGGUGGUGGUCCAGGAGCAGUCCACGAAAAUGGAGAUUGCCAAAGUCUCAAAUUCUGCCAAAAGGUCCGCAGGUUCGCCCUCAUCUCCACCGCCGUCCCUCCUCCUGGUACCGGGGGCCAGGCCUGCAGGUGACAACAAGGCCAUAAACUCCGCCUCUUCGGCCCACUUAAGGACAGACCUAAUUCCCAGUUCAGACCCCAGUGCUGCUGUGGAGGAGACCACAGUAGCUUCCCAGGAGUUCACCAGCACUCCGGCUGUGAGCCCGGAAACCCAGCAGUCUGCGCUCGACACCUGCCCCCACGAUGUCCUCUACAUCUCAGACCUCAUCACCUUUUCCUCCAGGUUCUGCGGGGCCAACCGGCCCCCCAGCAGCCAGCUGGUUUUUGGCUCAAGCCAGGAGAUGGUGGAGGUCAUCAUGGAGCUGAUCACCACCACCCACUGGGGACGGGGCUUUGCUCUCCUCUUCCAUUACUACAACUUGACCGAGCCUGGGGGGGCCCGUCGGGCCUCGCCCCCUUCAGGCAGCAAAGUGGACUCUCUGCUGGCCGCUGUGAGCGGAGCCCUCUUCUUCGCUUUGAUACUCACAGGUGCUCUCUGCAUUAUUUUCAGGCCCAAGCUGUGUCCAAAAAGAGCCGGUUCCUGCACAUCCAGCAACUCUGAGGUUCCAGGGGGAGUUCAGAACACUGGUGCCGAGGUCAGCGAGCUUCAGCUGAUGGCUGAGAAUCAGGCCAAGCUGGAAACGCCCUUAGAGCCGGACAACAACAACGACACCCCACCACACACAGUCAGUGCUGGUGAUGACGUUUCCCAGAACGCCGAGGCAGACCUUUCCUUCAGUGGUCUGACUGAACUGGACCUCGGUGCGGACGAGGUUUUCAUCAUAUCGUCGGCUGCUAGCCCAGGCGGGUUCUCCCUCUACCCUCACACUCAGCGGGAUCGUUUCCUGCGGCACAGUGACACUGGCCCUGCGGGCGACUGGCCCUCGGCAGACCCCAACGCCUCGGCCGCCGGGGCCAGGUCCCUUAAGGAAAGCACGGGCUGCGCCGCCAGGCCGAGAGCGUGGAGCGUGCGCACCUUUCAGGACUUCCUUCCUCCACUCCCGCAGCUUCACAAGAAGUGGUGCAGCUGGAACUCCUCUAGUCCCUUCACCAAGCUUGUGGACAGCGCUCCAUCCAGUUUGGUGGCUGAAUGCCGAGGCGAAGACACCAGGAAGGUCUUCUCCGACGGUCACCUGGAGGCCAAAGCCGACGCCAGCGCAACGUCCGACUCGUCCAUCAGUAACGCCUCCUACCCUCUGACCCAGCACGCUCACAGGCAGCGCCGCCUCAACUCCACCAGCAACCUGCGGCGCUCGCGCUUCACCGGACCUUGUUUUGGCCUUCUCUCCGAGGUCAAAGACUCCCUGAAAGGGACGGGGAUCCCCCCCGGGUCCAGCCCGGAGCCCAGCUCCGGCUCCUCCUCCUCUCUCCAGUGCCAGCUCGACGGCGGCCAGGCCACGAAGAGGCGUGAUUUCUCUGGCGACGGCGAUCACGUCAGCGUGCCCGUGUUCGCCAUAUCCGAGGAGGAGGACCGGCAGCCACUGGUUUCGGCCGAACACCUGGACCAGACCUCUGCUUCAGCCGUGCAGAAUGGACUGGUCACCGGGACAUUCGAGAGUAAGAAGCCUCCUUUAGGGAGCUCCCGCUUCAGCCCCAAGAGGGCCAGAGCAGAGUGGAGGCCAUGGGGAAGCCAGGUGUCCGGAGGGGUUAGUCCACACCCUUCAGGCUCCUUCAGUGAGUCCAUGGCGGUGAGCGACAGCCAGCUGUCCACCCCGCUGUCCACCCCGCGGUCAGCAGGGCUCUGCUCUGUGACAAACCCCAUGCAGUGA
Molecule: messenger RNA, 2283 nt
Organism: Menidia menidia (Atlantic silverside)
Lineage: Eukaryota; Metazoa; Chordata; Actinopteri; Atheriniformes; Atherinopsidae
Source: the annotation of a GenBank genome assembly